AUGUGCACCGCACGUGGCAUGGUAUCGUGGACUAGGCGAUGGGCCAAAGAUGCUCCGAUCUUCGCCAGCCGUAAGUUGAGUAACUUCGAUUCCAGGGCCUCGACCUGGGAUACCAAGGAGAAGAUGGCCAUGGUGGCAAUGUCUGCGCGCUUGAUUGAAGCGCAGAAGUGGUUUCGGAAAAGCCCUGAGGCCAUGGGUCGCUGCUUGGACUUUGGCUGUGGCACAGGUCUCCUGGCCUUCGAACUGCAACCCUGGUGCAGCGCGGUGCUGGGUCUGGACACAUCGCAGGGCAUGCUGGAGGUGAUGGAGGAGAAAAUCGCUGCCGCCGGGAUGCAAUCCAAGAUGCGAACUACCAGAAGUCUACAAGAAGCAGGUGAGUUUGAUCUGAUUGUCAGUAUGUUAUGCAUCCACCACGUGAAGGAUUGCGCGCUGCAGUUGAAAGAACUUUCGUCCCUUCUCAGGCCGUCAGGGAGACUGGUCAUCGUGGAUUUUGAGGCCACGGAGAAUGCCCGGAUCUUUCACAAAGAAUCCGAAAGGAAGGGAGAUCACUAUGAGCAUGAUGGACUUCCUGCGAAGGAAUUAACGCAAUGGCUGAAGGACGCUUCGAUGUCAGAAGUGGAUCUGGUGCGUCAGCCAUUUGAGAAGGAACGUGCAGAAGGCCAAAGGACCGCCGCCACCCAAGGCAAAGCCCAAGCCCAAGCCGAAGGCGUCGCGUCGGAGUUCCGGAUUCUCGAGGCUGCGGUGGUUGGACAGCCAACACCUCCCAGGACCAAUGGAUUGGUAAAUAUCAACUGGAAGAAGAAGGCAGCUCCAGGACCCGAAGACUUCAGCUUGAACGAUGACUUUUUACGAGAGAUGGCGGAGUUGAGGGGCCGUCCCAUGGACGAUCUGGAGCUCAGUAAGGAAUCCGUCUUCCAAGGACAAGUUGAUGUCCCGGAACUCAGCGAGAUGCAGCUGCAGUACUGGUUCGGCAUCCGCGCGCGUCAGAAGCGGCCCACACCGUGCAGCUCACGUGGAACCAGCGUUCAUUCCACGUCUCGAGAUGCCAGCGGGAGCGGGAGCAGCACUCCAAGUCAUGGUCCCGGGAAGGUGGCGCAGCCCGUCUUCAGUAUGUUGAGACAGCGCCUGCUGGAUGAUCGCACCAUUAGGAGCGCAGGCCUCUUCCUGGCGCGCUAUCGCAUGAACCACGGCCGCAGCACCGGAGCUUCCCCCAAGGUGCUGGUGGAGGACAUUUGCAAGGCUGUCCUUCAAUGUCGCAUCCGAAAGGACAUUGAUGGUUUGGAAAAUCUGAGAGAAGCAAUGGAGACCUACGCGCAGGCGGGAAGCCCCGUGGCACGCUUCGUCGAGGAGCAGGGCUUAGAGGCCUUGAGCAACUGCGAUCCGGAGGCAGAACAUCGACUCCUGUACCAGGUCAGUUGCAUUCCCGGUAUCUAUGAACGCUUGCGUUGCUUCAAAAUCCAAUCCAGCUGGGAUAAGGACGCCGCAAAGUGCAAGACGGACCUCCAGGUGCUGAAAGGCGGUCUGCAGGUGAUGGCAGAACGGAAGGAUGUGCUACGACGCUUCUUCAGUCAGGCCAUGAGAUUGGGCAACAAGCUCAACGAGGCAGCAGGAGGUCCAUUGGCGCCGCAUGGUUUUCGCAUGAGUUCGCUGGAGACGUUGAUGCAGACCAAGUCACCCUGGAGACCCAAGUUGUCACUGCUCCACGUGAUUUUGGGGCUGCUUGAUGCGCCCCAGGUUGCGCGCUUGGCAGAGCUGGAGCAGUUGGAUCCCAUUCGAGCCCAUGGCUUGUUAGGAAAAACCUCUGGGGUCCACGAGCGAUGUCGAGAUUUGGUGAUGUCGCUGUCCAAGCUGCGACAGCUAGUGGCCCAGGUGGAACGCAAGUGCUGCGACAAGGUAUCGCCGCCAGGGCACGAAUGUGGAAAUGGGAUUCGAAAGGAAUUAUAA
Molecule: messenger RNA, 1944 nt
Organism: Cladocopium goreaui
Lineage: Eukaryota; Dinophyceae; Suessiales; Symbiodiniaceae
Source: the annotation of a GenBank genome assembly